AUGAAUCGCUUAGCUUUAUACGCUAUCGCCGCUCUGGCAUUGAUGUCCAGUGCCAAUGGUUUUGGUAUUGAAAGAGGUUUCUUAGAUUUAUUCAUGAAAGCCGGUUCCGAGGACCAGUGCCAGGAUUGUUUGGAUUUCUUUGGUGAUUUGUCCAGUGUGCUGUCAGGACCUGAUUUCGGCGACAGAGUGAGGCAAGGCUUGGAGGAACUAUGUUCAGAAGUAGGUAUGGAUGUUCAGGAAUGUGCUGACACCAGUUUGUUGUUUAUCCAGACUGUUCUUGGAGCUCUUACCGCUGACAUGCCAGUACGAGAUAUAUGUGAUACUAUAGCUUAUUGUGAACCUAUUCCAGAUACAACUUCCCCAGCUCCUUCUACAGCAGCGCCCCACUUUUAA
Molecule: messenger RNA, 393 nt
Organism: Lottia gigantea (owl limpet)
Lineage: Eukaryota; Metazoa; Mollusca; Gastropoda; Lottiidae
Exons: 1
Coding region: 1-393 (130 amino acids)
Source: RefSeq, a predicted model, not a curated record